AUGUCCUCCGCCUCGCUCAAAUCCCUGAUGGCGGCCAAAAAAGCCUCUUCGACCCAACGUAUCACGCACCCUUUCGCCUCGUACGAUCGACAAUCGCGCUUAACGUGCACGUUGUGCCCCGCGACCGUAUUGAAGCAUGAUAACCUCUGGGGCGCGCAUUUGAUUUCAAAGGUUCAGUUUUCCCGUUUUGGGGAGUGUUGGGUCUUGUUGUGUCUGUGCGAAUAGUUGAGCUGAUUGUCGGGUGGGGGUGUUUUACUUGGGGAUAGGGUCAUCGAGUGAAUGUUCAGCGCUACGAGAGGGAACAACAGGCCCUGAGGGAAAGGGAAGAGGCGGCAGCAGUUGCAGCAGCAGCAGCAGCAGUCAAGGGGAAACGAAAACGAUCUCGAUCUGCUGAACCAGUGCAUGGCGAGUCGAACAACAACGAGAAGGGGAAACGAGCUCGCGAAGCGAAAGGGACACAGCAAUCCGACGACGACGAGGAUGGGCCGGCCGACGAGAAUCGAACGAGUGCCCUUCCCGAUGAUUUCUUCACCGAUCGCUCACAAGUACCAACACGAUCAACAUCAGCGCAAGACGACGCAACCGACCCUACACCAGCGACAGCGGAGGAAGACGAUCCCGAAUGGGCCGCUUUCGAAGCCAGUCUACAACAAGAUGCCCCCCAACCCACAACAACAACAACGACAUCGUCAACGGCGAAAGCUACCAUUUUUGCUGCACCUGUAGCGUACGAGUUUGGAGCACCCAAAGUCGCUGAGGAAGGUGAGGAGCAAGGCGAGCCUGAGGAGGAGGAGGAGGAAGAGACGGAGGAAGAAAGGUUGGAAAGGUUAGAAAGGGAGCAGGUGAGUUCAUACAAGAAAGAAAAGAAAAAAUGGGGCCUGCGAGCAACUGCGAAGCUCAUAGACAUUUGCGGUCGAUAA
This is a messenger RNA of Microbotryum saponariae, 920 nucleotides long. Lineage: Eukaryota; Fungi; Basidiomycota; Microbotryomycetes; Microbotryales; Microbotryaceae. The record is from the annotation of a GenBank genome assembly.